AUGAGUCAGUACUACUUCCCGAUCGUGUUUGUGUUCCUGCUGGAGAUUUUACGCCUCGCCCAAUCACAUCCGUUCCUGUUCAACUCGGGAAAUCAGUACCGGCGGCCGCAGGUUGAAUGGAAAACUCCGGAGGAUAACUGGACGGCGGAGGCGGCCCCAAGGAGCAUCUAUCCGCUGCUGCAGAACCAGUACAACCAGCAUCGGUUGCCACCGACGAACCAGUACGAAGUGAUCGAGGGCGAUGAGGACGAGCAGCUGUUGCGGCGGAUGCACGAGGCAAGGGACAACGCCACGGCCAGGACGCUGUUCUACUCAACUAAGGAGGAGUCACAUCUGCCACCACUUCUCACGAAGACGAUCAAGUACUUCAACUUGCAGCAGGUCGCGUUCGAGCUGGAGACUAGUGUGAUGUCACAAGUGUCCUGCACGGCGUGUAAAGCUGGUGCUGGUCUUCUUCAGCAUUACAUCCGCACUGGCAAGAGCAAGGAAGAGAUCAUCAAGAUGAUCUAUCAGUACUGUGUCAAUUUGAAGAUCCAAUCGGCGCGCGUGUGUGAGGGUGUGAGCCAGCUAUUCGGAGUGGAGGUGAUCUACGUGCUGAAACGUAUCACGAUCGGUCCGGAUGAGAUCUGCAGCUUCAUUAUCGGAGAUGCGUGUGGUGACAUCUACAAUCCGUACCACGAGUGGGAGGUCGAGUUCCCGCCUGUUCCAAAGCCCGAUCCGCGGGAACUAGCCCUUCCAAAGGAGGCCGCCCCUGUGUUCAAGGUGUUGCAUCUUUCCGACACACACUUCGACCCGUACUACGCUGAGGGUUCAAAUGCAGACUGCAACGAACCGUUAUGCUGCAGGUUGACGAAUGGACGACCAACGUCACCGAAUGGAGCCGCCGGGAAGUGGGGUGACUACCGGAAAUGUGAUACACCUCAGCGAACGGUGGAUCACAUGCUGAACCACAUCGCGGAUACGCACGCGGACAUUGAUUUCAUCAUCUGGACGGGUGAUCUUCCACCGCACGACGUGUGGAACCAAACGAAGGAGGAGAACCUGAAGGUGCUGAAGGAGACGGUUAAGCAGAUGACGGAGAAGUUCCCUGGGAUUCCGAUCUUCCCGGCCCUCGGCAACCACGAGAGUGCGCCUGUCAACAGCUUCCCUCCACCGUACGUUCAGCAGGUGGACAGUUCGAUCGCUUGGUUGUACGACGAACUAGACGUCCAGUGGAGGCGUUGGCUUCCGGCGAGUGUCUCACACACGGUCCGUCGAGGUGCCUUCUAUUCGGUGUUAGUUCGACCCGGUUAUCGAAUCAUCUCACUCAACAUGAACUACUGCAACAACAAGAACUGGUGGUUGCUGCUCAACUCGACCGAUCCUGCCACUGAACUGCAGUGGUUCAUCUACGAACUUCAAAGUGCGGAGUUUGCAGGUGAAAAGGUGCACGUGAUCGGACACAUCCCGCCUGGUCACUCGGACUGUUUGAAGGUGUGGAGUCGUAACUACUACCGCAUUGUAUCGCGGUUCGAGAGCACCAUCACUGGGCAGUUCUUCGGCCACACGCAUUUCGAUGAAUUCGAGGUGUUCUACGAUCCGCAUGAUCUGAGCCGCGCAACCAGUAUCGCGUACAUCGGACCUUCUGUGACACCGUAUAACGACCUCAACCCGGGUUAUCGGAUCUACUACAUCGAUGGUGAUCAUGAUGAAACAACACGACUGGUUAUUGAUCACGAGUCGUGGAUCAUGAACUUGAAGGAGGCGAACUUGUACGAUUACCCGAUCUGGUACAAGCUGUACUCAACUCGCGCCGCCUAUGGCAUGAAAGGACUCCGACCCGCCGAUUGGGAUCUACUCAUCAACAACAUGACUGAUAGCAAGGAGCUGUUCGAUCUGUACUACAAACACUACUGGAAGAACUCGCCGGUCAGGCCAGAGUGUGACUACGAGUGCCGGAAGCGCAUCCUGUGCGACGCCAAGAGCGGCCGAUCGCACGAUCGCAAGUACUUCUGCGAGGACGUCGAGGCGAAAAUCGACGAAAGCAACAAGGGCUGGAAGGAUUGGCUGUUCAGCUCGAUCAGCUCUUCCAUUUCCUACGCCAUCCACGGUAUUACGAAAAUUUUCUGGCGAAAACGAUGACCUUCCGAGGGUGCGCUGUAACCGAACCGCCAAGCUGGCCACACAAGGAUAACACGCUGCAGCGACUCCUCGAGCAGCAACACCGGUGAGCUACUGCAGUGCAGCGAGGGAAAAACAGGAGACCUUUCAAAGCGACAAGUACUUAGAGGAGCAAAAAAAAACAAAGCAAGCACGACAGGUUUGUGAUAAACGAAUUGUUUUCGAGUGUUGUUAGAGAACGCGGUACAAUCGAAUUGUACACCUCGUACGCUGCCAAGCGAAGCUAGGACGCCCCCGCGGUUGAAUCGAACGAUAAGCAAUCCAACCGAGUAUACUUACUGUGAAACGAGCCGGAACUCAACUGAACUACCGGAAAUUGGGUGAAGAAAACAGAUACUCGGAUAGUAGGACGCGUAGAACCGUUGUCGGAGUAGAAUACAGCAAUUUAACUGGCGUCAUUGUAGCAUUAAGCGAUACUAUAAGUCUGUAAAUAGGAGUAG
Anopheles nili is the source of this 2600-nucleotide messenger RNA. RefSeq names its product sphingomyelin phosphodiesterase. The transcript is spliced from 5 exons. Gene Ontology annotation, biological process: sphingomyelin catabolic process; ceramide biosynthetic process. Gene Ontology annotation, molecular function: acid sphingomyelin phosphodiesterase activity. Lineage: Eukaryota; Metazoa; Arthropoda; Insecta; Diptera; Culicidae. The record is from RefSeq and is a predicted model, not a curated record. Gene Ontology annotation, cellular component: lysosome. The coding region runs from base 1 to 2121 and encodes 706 amino acids.